Messenger RNA from Mugil cephalus (flathead mullet), 2101 nucleotides. It is a transcript of the gene agt, whose product is annotated as angiotensinogen. Gene Ontology annotation, molecular function: serine-type endopeptidase inhibitor activity. NCBI's taxonomy places the organism in Eukaryota, Metazoa, Chordata, Actinopteri, Mugiliformes, Mugilidae. The coding region runs from base 208 to 1599 and encodes 463 amino acids. Gene Ontology annotation, biological process: regulation of systemic arterial blood pressure by renin-angiotensin. The record is from RefSeq and is a predicted model, not a curated record. The transcript has 7 exons.
GCUGUGAGUCAUGGCAGUAGAGCCCCUCACUCGGUGCUUCUUUGGUUAAUCAGUAACCAGGGAUGACUAGGGCUUGUUGGGUUAAAGUAAGGGAGCAGAGGAGUCCGGACCUCAAACAGCGCCUCACUCCAAAGCAGCAGCAGUCGCAGCAGCAGCAGACACACCCGAAAGAAGCAAUUUUUAAGGUAAUUACCGACCAACGAUAAAAUGCAGGGACUCCGGUUACCUCUUCUAGUCCUCCUGCUAUACUGCUGCCUCUCACGAAGUCAAGCCAACCGGGUCUACGUUCACCCCUUCCAUCUUUUCGCUGCGGAGAAUGUCAGCUGUGAGACCCUACAGACCCAGACAGUUAAGCCUCUGGAGACACUUCCUGUGUCCCCCCUUGAUAUCGAAGUUGUGACACCAGACAACAGGGACCUAUCAAAACUGGAUUCGCAGAGGCAGAACAUCACAGAGAGGACAGCGGUCCUGGCAGAGCUGUUGAACUCUUUGGGCCUUAGGAUGUACCAGGCUCUAAGCAGCAAGCAGCAAAGCACCAACACCCUCCUCUCUCCUGUCAACACCUAUGGAUCCCUUGUCACUUUCUACCUGGGAGCCUCCAAGAAGACAGCAAGCUCAUUCCAGAUUCUACUGGGUCUGAGUAGUGGGACUGACCCAGAGGAUUGUGUGUCCUUGGUGGACGGACACAAGGUCCUCAAGACCCUGCAGAGCAUCAACUCUCUGGUGGACGACGGACCCAAAGACGAAAUCACUACACAGGUGUGGGCAUUCACUCGCCAGGACGCUCAGCUAUCUGAGGACUUCAUUCAAGGCACACAGGACUUCUCAGACACGUCGUUCAUCCGUAGCGUGGACUUCUCCAAACCUCAGGAGGCAGAGCAGUUGGUGAACACCUUCGUGGAUAAAACUUCAGAUGGGAAAGUCAAGAACAUCAUCAAAGAUCUGAAUUCCAGCAGUGACCUUCUGUUCAUCACCUCCUUCAACUUCCAAGGCAACUGGAGGACAGCCUUCCAACCAGAAAAGACCUCCAUGCAGGAGUUCCGUGUGGACGAAACAACCACUGUAAUGGUUCCACUGAUGACCCACACGGGCCAGUACCACUACUUGAACGACAAGGUGCGAAGGUGCACCGUCGUGAAGCUGUCUCUGAGCAAAAGGUCCUACAUGCUGCUGGCCCUGCCUCAUGAAGGGGCCAGCCUCAGUGACAUAGAGUCAAAGCUGCGCACCGAUGUCAUGUCUGGCUGGUACGAAAGCCUCCAGGAAGGUUUGUUGGAGCUGUCACUCCCAAAGUUCUCCAUGUCCUCUGACAAUGAUCUCCGCGACGUCUUGACCAACAUGAAUCCAGAAAUUGAGGAGAAACUGUUGGGCUCCCAAGCUGAGUUCAGCCGACUCAGCAACACCAAACCAUUCACCGUAAAUAAGGCCAUUAACAAGGUGCUGUUUGAAAUGUCAGAAGAAGGGGCAGAACCUCAGGACAAGACACAGGAAGAAGGCGUCCCCCUGAAACUGUCCAUCAACAGGCCUUUCUUCUUUUCUGUUAUAGAGGGAGAUUCCAACUCCAUCCUCAUGCUGGGCAAGAUUACCAACCCUACACUCUAAAGAUAAAUUAUCAGAAAACCUCUGAUAUGAAGAAUGUUCAACAUGCCAGCCACAUUUCUCUACAACGUGCUUUAUCGGCACAGCUUAUAUAUCUGCAGGGGAUGAAAUUGGUCAUUCGGGAGGCAUGUUAUUAAGAGCAAGGCCUAGUUAUUCAUCUAAAAUAAUGGUCACAUAUUGUACAAGAGAAAUGAACUUUGAUGAAGAUGGCUCUGCCAGCAUCAGCAACAGUAUCAAAAUUAUCAGAAACUCAGGAGUCAUGGAGGGUCCCUGUGUCAGUAUUUAUGAAAACAUGUUACUUUAAGCUUCUUUCAAGCAACCUGUUAGAAUCCUAAAAACAUAUUACAGCAGAGUUCUGUACAGUAUUUUUCCAUAGAGUAGGUACAGUAACCACAAUUGUCUGUGAUCCUGAAUGACUUAACGCGUUGUAUAUUGUAACUAAGAGUCUAUUUUUGUUUUGUUAUGAUUUGUGAUUGCUGAAAUAAAACUUUUGUUUGCAAAUAAA